AGGACGACCUUCAGCACGUUCCAGCUGGAGGAGCUGGAGAAGGUCUUCCAGAAGACGCAUUACCCCGACGUCUAUGCCCGCGAGCAGCUGGCACUACGGACAGACCUGACCGAAGCCAGGGUGCAG
This is a messenger RNA of Pelecanus crispus (Dalmatian pelican), 126 nucleotides long. NCBI's taxonomy places the organism in Eukaryota, Metazoa, Chordata, Aves, Pelecaniformes, Pelecanidae. The record is from RefSeq and is a predicted model, not a curated record.